Molecule: messenger RNA, 2450 nt
Organism: Lobosporangium transversale
Lineage: Eukaryota; Fungi; Mortierellomycota; Mortierellomycetes; Mortierellales; Mortierellaceae
Product: Noc2p family-domain-containing protein
Exons: 4
Coding region: 29-2395 (788 amino acids)
Biological process (GO): ribosomal large subunit biogenesis
Cellular component (GO): Noc1p-Noc2p complex; nucleoplasm; nucleolus
Source: RefSeq, a predicted model, not a curated record
UUUUUUUUUUUACUGCUAUAUCUUUAAUAUGGCAAAAGCAACAAAAGCAACUAUCAAAUUUCAGAAGAAGCAUCUGAAGUCUGCUAUUGAGAAGCGCAGGAAAAAGCAGAAAGCUACUCAAUUGUAUAAAAAGCGCAAUCCAAAGAAGUUUGGGCGAGGUACCAUUGCCGAAGGAUCUGCAGGUGGAAGCAGUGAAGGUCAAAACCGAGACGGCGGACACCAGGAUGAAAACGCCGAGAGCGAUGACAACGACAAAGAAGAGCAAGAAAAUGACAAGACAAAGAGUAUGAGCGUGGAUGAGUUCUUUAACAACGGUCUGGAAUCUGAUGGUAGUGAUAAUGAAGAGGAGCCUGAGUCUGGUAAUGAGGAUUUUACCGGCAUUGAUACUAUUAUUGAGGAAAAUGAUGAUUCGGACAUGGAAACACCUAUAACUAAGAAGCUGACUGCUGAUCAAAAGGCAAAACAGGCUGCUAAGGAAGAGGCUGCUCGUAAGAUCAAUUUGGAAGCUUUAAAGGAGAAGGAUCCUCAAUUCUACAAGUACUUACAGGAGAACGAUAAAGAGCUCUUGGAAUUUGAUGGCGAAAUGGAGGAUUUGAUUAGCGAAGAUGAAGAUGAAGAUGAUGACGAAGAAGGCGAGAGAAAUGAAGAAAUGGAAGAAAGCGACGAAGAAAUGAAGGAGGCCAAGGGGAAGGAACGCAAGGGUAAGAAAGAAGCAGAAAUAAGAGGGGACGAAGGAGAACAGGAGGAUGAAAGUAUGGAUGGUAUUCCACUUGUGACUAAGGACAUGGUGGCUGCAUGGCAAACAGCCCUUGUUGAAAAGCACUCUCUUCGUGCUUUGCGUCGCCUCUUGCUCGCCUUCCGUGCUGGAGCUCACCUACACGAUGCAGACGAUCAACGUGUCUAUGCCUACAGGAUCAACAGUCCUGUCGUUUUUAACAAGCUGGUUGUUACCUGUCUGAAGUAUGUUAUCCCAACUCUGAACUACCAUCUUCCUAUUCAGACGACAGCCGGAGGAAAGCCGAAGCCUGUUAACUCUGGCUCCAAGUAUAUAGUCCUUCAACCAUUGAUUAAGUCGUUUCUUCAAAACACUCUAUUCUUGCUCAAGGAGCUAACAGAUCAGGAGAUGAUCUAUUUUGUAAUCCGAGAAUCAGAGAAGGCUAUUCGCUAUCUUGUUGGAUUCCCCAAGGUCGCUAAGGACUUAUUGAAGCACUUGUUGUUCUUAUGGUCGACUGCAUCAGACCGUGUACGUAUCAUUUCAUUCUUGACGAUUCGCACCAUGUGUUUGCAACUAGGAUCCACUUACUUGGACUUAGGGUUGAAAGGCGUCUAUCUUACGUUUGUGCGCUAUGCCAAGACAACUACCAUGCACACAUUGCCCAACCUGCAUCUGAUGCAAAAUUGCGUCGCACAACUCUAUGGACUCGACUUGGGUAGAUCUUACCAGCAUGGAUUUGUUUAUAUCCGUCAGCUCGCUAUUCAUCUCCGCAAUGCCGUCUUGGUCAAAACCAAGGAAUCGUUCAAGGCAGUUUAUAACUGGCAAUACCUUCAUUGUCUGAGUCUUUGGUCCCAAGUAAUCUCAACUCAUGCCUUGAAUAAUGCAGGACAGCCUACAUCUUUACAUGCAUUAGUCUUUCCAUUGGUCCAGGUUUCAUUGGGUGCAUUGAGGUUGAUUCCGACUUCGACGUACUAUCCUCUCCGUUUCCAGAUUAUCCGCAACCUGCUUCAGUUAAUUGAGAAUACAGGGACGUUUAUUCCUUUGGCGCCAUUCCUGUUCGAGGUCCUUGAAAGCGGCGAGAUGAAGCGUCCUGGCCGCAAAGGGACGUUGAAGCCAGUGGAAUGGGACCUAGGCUUCAAAUGCAGUAAGGACUACAAAGGCUCCCGCGUUUAUCAGGACGGUGUAGGAGAGCAGGUGUAUGAGCUGAUGACAGAGUAUUAUGCUCUCUUCAGUACAUCCAUUUCAUUCCCCGAAUUAGCUAUUCCUGCUAUCAUUCAGCUCAAACGGUUCAUCAAGAAAUCCAGUUUGGUCAAGUUGACUAAACAAUUUGCUGGUUUGGUUGACAAGUUGGAGCAAAACUCUAGAUAUGUAGAAGCCGAGCGUAACAAGGGAGAUUUCUCGCCUAACGAUGCGACGGGCGUUUCUGCAUUCUUGAAGUACCAAGACAAGGAGAAAACCCCAUUGGGAAGCUAUUGGAAGGGCGUCAAACGGAGCGUGAUGGCAAAAAGGAAGAUGAUAGAGGAGGCACGCAAAGACCGAGUAGAACGAGAGGAUAAGACAACGAGUAGUUCAUCAAGGACUAGCAAGGAUGAUUCGGAUGAUGGUGACGAAGAUGAAGACCAGUCGAUGGAUGAAGAUGAUUUAGAGGAAGUGGGUGACGAGGACGACUACAGUGACUAAAAGCUGUUUGCUCAUACUAUAUACGAUUUUUUUAAGCAUACAUCACAUUCAUGCG